AUGGCUUCAAAUAUUUGUCCUAUCAACAGUGACAAUCAAUUCAAGGUUCGAGUCUCUGUUGACUGCCGAGAAUUCGAUUUUACUCUGCUCUUCGAAGACACUAUAUUCAGUAUUCUGCCGUCGAUUGCUUUCUUAUUAUGGAUCAUCCCUCGACUAGAGAUUUUGCGACGUUCCCCCGUGAAGUCGAACUCCUUCAAACUUGCAAUCUAUAAAUUGUGUCCUCCGGUUAAGAAGCAUUUAUUUACGUUCAAGAAUAAUCAGGCCCUGUUGUUUGUUCUUUUACUGCUGCAAAUCAUCUUUUUAGUGUUCCAAGUGCAAACUUCAGCCCUACACACUACGAUUUCAAAUCCUGCAGCAGCUUUGAACGUAGCCACAACCUUUGUAGCGAUCUUACUUUCAUUUCUCGAGGACCAACGAACAAUCCAACCGUCUGAUACGCUCGUAGUAUAUUUUACGGCCUUAUCAAUUCUCUACAUACCUCACUUACGCACGCUAUGGCUUAUCCCCUCCAUUCAAGUUCCCCGAGGACUGUUUACGGCCAUUUAUGUUAUCAUUGUUUUGACUACUGUGCUAGAGUCUGCUCAGAAAGUCCACUUUAUCCAACCACUCUACCGGAAUGUUCCGAUCGAAAAGGUCCACGGAUUCUGGGGACGCAACCUCUUCGUCUGGGUCCUUCCGCUAUUCCGGGACGCCUAUAGCUCCAUUAUCUGCCUGGAUGAUCUGCCAGAUGUAGACUCCAAUUUACUGAGUCACCGCGCAGAGGCUCGCCUGAUGCAGACCUGGUCCAACGCCAACGGAAAGUACCGACUGAUCAAAGCGACCAUUCGAGCUUACAAGUGGCCCCUUCUUUCCGCGAUCAUUCCCCGGAUUCUACUUGCCGGAUUUACAUUCUGCCAACCAUUCCUCUUGUCCACCACUAUCAAGUGGAUGAGUACCCCGAUGACGGCAGAGACCCAGCGAUACGGACAUGCGCUGGUCGGAGCAUAUGCGCUCGUUUAUACUGGCAUCGCCGUCUCAACGGCAAUCUAUUACCGCCAGGCCAGUCGUCUGGCGACUGUCGUCCGAUCGGGUCUGGUUGCUCUCAUCCAUGAACAGACGCUGGCGCUACGAGGCACAGCGGGCUCGAGAUCUGGGGACGCGGUCGCCCUGAUGAGCACGGACACGGGGCGUAUUACUGGGACUAUGCGGUCACUACAUGAGUUCUGGGCUUCUCUCAUCUCUGUAGUGAUUGCUAUCUGGCUUCUAGAAAUUCAAGUGUAUGUCGCCUGUGUGCUCCCGGCCGUCAUCGCCGUGGUUUGUAUUCUCGCCACUGGCCCAGUCUCCGCUAGAAGUGGAAAGGCCCAGAAGAAGUGGGUGGGGCAUAUACAGGAGCGUUUAGCGGUUACCACCGCAAUGCUUGGUGAUAUGAAAGCCGUUAAGAUGCUGGGGCUAGAAGUCGUGUUGUUUGAUAUCCUUACUCGGUGUCGGAAGGUCGAGCUCAGUGCCUCCAAGCGAUUCCGAAAACUUAUUGUGGGAAUCGUCAUGCUAUCGUCUGUGUCUGUGGACCUUGCACCAUAUGCGGUCUUUCUAGUGUAUACGAUUAUCGCCGUGAUCAAACACGAUACGCAAAUUCUCACUACGCAAGCAUUCACAACGCUAUCGCUCAUCUCUAUCCUUACGACUCCACUGAUGGCGUUCAUCCAGUCACUGCCCACAAUAACACAGUCCAUCGGCUGCUUCGACCGUAUCCAGGAUUAUUGUUUGCGAGAAAGAUCAAGUGAAUUGCUUCCUGCCCUAGAUAAUCCUAGUUUGCCGAUAGGCGAUAAUACCGAACUGUCCGAGCUCUCAGUUGUUGUCAAGACCCCUGGUAUAUCGGUUUCGUGCGACAAAUUCGUGGAAUUCCAGAACGCAUCCAUAUCUUGGACAGCUGAAAGCACUGCCGUUCUUCGCGACCUCAAUCUCUCUAUUCCAACAGGUACGAUCGUUAUGAUUGUGGGCUCGGUCGGAUGUGGAAAAUCCGCUCUUCUGGAGACGAUCAUGGGCAAGACUCACAUUGAUCCUGACACUAUGCACAUUUUCUCGAGAAAUGCAGCCUAUUGUCCACAAAGUUCGUGGAUUAUGAACAGCUCCAUCCAGGAUAACAUUACCGGAGGCACUGCAUUAGAUCAGAAAUGGUAUGACCUUACUAUCUCGGCUUGUGGGCUCGAGGAAGAUAUCAGCAAAUUCCCCCAAGGAAAUAUGCACAUCGCUGGUAGUGGUGGAGUAGCUCUCAGCGGAGGUCAAAAACAGCGAGUGGCUCUUGCACGCGCAGUCUACUCUAGACUCCCAAACGUCGUUUUUGAUGAUACAUUCAGCGGACUGGACUUGCAGAAUACUCGCAUCGUUGGCGAUCGUCUGUUUGGUCGGGAUGGGAUCUUCCGACGGACGGGUACAUCUGUGGUUCUCGCAACUCAUACAAGGUCUCUUCUUCCGUAUGCGGACGAAAUCGUUCUUCUCGAAAACGGUCGGAAGGUUCUACAAUGCACGUACCAGGAACUGGUCGACCAACGGCCCGAGUAUGCACAACCUAAAAUUGACGAAAAACAUGACGCGCUUGAGGCAGACCCCGAGGAAAUAAUAGGGACCAAGCCGCUAUCUAGACAGGCAAGUAGUGAAGGGAGUGAAUCCGAAUCCACUGUGUUGAACGACCUGAAAAGGCGAAAUGGUAGCUGGUCCAUCUACAAUUACUAUGCUCGCAAAGCAGGGCUUCUGCAAAUCGGAUUGCUUGCAGUUUUUGUGCUCUCGUAUGGCUUCAACACUCAAUUUUCUUCAAUUUGGUUACAAUGGUGGUCUGAUGCCAAUGAGACACACCCAAAUUCGGAUCUGGGCAAAUGGCUCGGGAUUUAUACCCUCAUUGCUCUGUUGGCAAUAUUUUCCCUGGGGGCUGGAUGCUGGGUGUUGAUCGUCGAGAUUGUCGGCAACACCUCGCUAGCUCUGCAUUCGGAUCUAUUGCAUUCUAAAACUGAUAGCGGAACCAUCAUGAAUCGGUUCAGCCAGGAUAUGCAGCUCAUUGACUUUGAGCUCCCGGUCAACGCAUUGAAUUCCCUCAGUCUCUGCGCUGUUAGCCUGGUUAUGCUGUGCGUGGUUGGGAAAUUUAUCACCAUCGCACUCCCAUUUAUGUUACUGUCGAUCUGGAUCCUUCAGCACGGCUACCUCCGUACCUCCCGCCAGGUACGCCUGUUAGAUAUUGAAGCCAAGGCACUCCUGUACUCCCAAUUCCAAGAGACAGUCAGCGGACUCUCGGUGAUCCAAAGCCUGCAGUGGCAACCGAAAUUCCACCAGCAAUGCCUUGCCAAGCUUGACAUCACCCAGAAGCCGUUCUACAUGCUGUUUUGCAUACGGCAGGGCCUUAAGCUGGCGUUAGACCUGCUGGUCAUGCUCUUUGCGGUUAUUCUCGUCGCAAUCAUCACCGCACUGAAGGAUCGUUUUACCGCCGGCCAGAUUGGAGUGGCAUUGAAUCUGAUAAUCUCCAUCAGUCAGUACUUGAACAACGCAAUCGAGUCGUGGACACAGAUGGAGAUCUCUCUCGGCGCAGUAGCACGUGUGCAGGAAUUUAUGACAGAGACCCCUACCGAAGUAUCGGAAGGGUUAGAAGAAGGUUGGCUAACGCGUGCAGAGAUCCGGUUCGAGAAUGUCAACGCUGGAUAUAGCCCUCAAGCUAGACCUAUUCUCUCAGAUCUCUCCUUAUAUAUCCCCUCCGGUCAAAAGAUCGCUAUCUGCGGACCCUCUGGCAGCGGCAAGACAUCACUUAUCAUGGCCCUUUUACGCAUGCUAGAGGUCUCCCAUGGCCGCAUUACCAUCGACGGCGUGGAAAUCUCCGCCAUCCAUCCCGCCGCGCUCCGCAGACAGAUCACCGUCAUCCCACAAGACCCCUUCUUUCUUCCUGGCACGCUGCGCGACAGUUUCGAACCCACCGGCACGCUGUCAGAAGAGCGAAUUAUUGCUUCGAUCCAAAAAGUGGGUCUCUGGGAAUCAAUCUCUGAGAAGGGCGGGCUACACGUGGCCUUUGAAGCGCUGGACUGGUCAUACGGCGAGAAACAACUGCUAGCACUGGCCCGGGCCCUGACCACCCCGAGUCCGCUUCUCAUCUUGGACGAGGCGACUAGCAGCGUCGACUGGGAAACCGAAGCUCGAAUGCUCGAUAUAAUUGAGCAGGAGUGUGCGACACAGACGGUAAUUGCCGUUGUGCAUCGGUUACAGCAUAUCGAGCGCUUUGAUAGCGUGGCGCUUCUGCAACAUGGAACGCUGGUGGAGUUUGAUGCCCCUGGGGCUUUGUUGGGACGUGAGUCGAAAUUUCGUCAGCUUUAUACUGCGCUGCAGAAAUAA
This is a messenger RNA of Penicillium odoratum, 4344 nucleotides long. RefSeq names its product ABC transporter integral membrane type 1. Gene Ontology annotation, cellular component: membrane. Bases 1 to 4344 code for a protein of 1447 amino acids. The record is from RefSeq and is a predicted model, not a curated record. Gene Ontology annotation, biological process: transmembrane transport. Gene Ontology annotation, molecular function: ABC-type transporter activity; ATP hydrolysis activity; ATP binding. The transcript is spliced from 10 exons. Lineage: Eukaryota; Fungi; Ascomycota; Eurotiomycetes; Eurotiales; Aspergillaceae.